UUCCCACACCUCCUUUUGGUUUCCUUGGAGACCCACCUGACCUUCUCCACUCUCCUCCCCUGCUCCCUGUCAAGCUAGUACACCUCUCAGUGCAAAGAUUCAACCUGCUGCAGUUCUUCUUGCUGCCGCAGCGCUCCCGCACAGAGGUUUGCUCCUUCUCUUGUCGGCAGGCUCGGUUCCUGGUUGCAUUCCGCAGCGGUUACCUCAAUCUGCUCCCCCGCCAGAUUCGAUUGAUGUGGUGUGCUCUUGGAGCCAGGGGCUCUAAUUCGGCAGCUGUUUCCCCGUGCUCCGAUCCCCGACUUUGAUGAGGCUCUCCCAUUGUGAGAGCCACUGCGCCGGGCCCUUCCGCUUCAUCCCCUGCCUCCCCAAAUCCAAAGAUGCGAGCCGCGACGCUGCCUCUGCGCCGGCGCCGCGCUCGGCCGCCGUGGCCGAGGAGGAGCCGCCUCCGGUUGAGAAGAUAGAGGCGCCGGUACCCGGAAAGGAAGACGACGAAGAGGAGGCUCAGAAGCACGAGGAUGGUGAGAAGGCAGCGCCGCCGCCGAAGAAGAGUUGCCUGAAGAAGGCCAAUUGCGGCGAUGAUAAGUGUGCCGCCAAAUGCAAUGUGCAGUGGCUGGAUUUGCUCGGGGAGGAUCUGACAGAGGUUAAGGAAUACGAGCCAAGCGAACGUGGAGACUUGCUUGACGACGGAGACGGCAUCUCGACAUGUGUUUGCGUUAUCCAAUGAGUCAUGAAGAAUCCUGUAAAUUCUGUGAGAAAAAAAGGGUGGUUCGAAUCGGCCAUGUGUGUUCUUUCCAGUGGAGGGCCAGGGUGUUUUGUUGCUUCCUCCAUGAGCUCCAUCGAAGAUGCCCAACCAGAACCAGUCGUGUGUAGUUGUCAAAGGAAAAAAAAAAAGAACCAGUCGUGUGUAAACCAGUCUCAACUCUCAACAGUACAUGCAUUAGAUGCUGCGUAGCCUAGCCAUAGGUUGGUGUCAGUUUAUCAGGAUUGUGUUCGGGUCUGGGCAGCUGGUUUUUCAGUGGUACAUUGGUUGUCUAGUGCAGGCAGAAUGUUGCCUUUUGUAAAGCUUUUAUACUAAUAGAAAAUUAGCUUAGUACUACAAUCUCAUCAUGUGGUAUACAAUGAGAAAAGUUGACAUG
This is a messenger RNA of Panicum hallii, 1136 nucleotides long. RefSeq lists its product as uncharacterized. NCBI's taxonomy places the organism in Eukaryota, Viridiplantae, Streptophyta, Magnoliopsida, Poales, Poaceae. The coding region runs from base 305 to 724 and encodes 139 amino acids. The transcript has 2 exons. The record is from RefSeq and is a predicted model, not a curated record.